AUGCGAAGCCGUGCUCUGUUUCUCUACAGCCGUCGGGUACUCCUCCACUUCGCCGCGUUUACCACCAGAUCCUCGAGCUCUCCUCGUAAUCCCCCGGAGCAACUCACCGCCGGCGGCGGCAGCCCAUUGUCUGCCCUACUUCAGCCACCAUGCGGCUUAAAACCCGACGAGUACACCCUUUCCAAAGCUCUCAAGGCGGCCGCGGAGGCUUUCGGAUCCCCAGACUGCGGGAGGAGAGUGGUGCACGGCUUCGUCAUCAAGCUUGGCUUCCAACGAUUCACCAUUCUGAUGACGGCGCUGGUUGGCCUCGUGAUCAGGAACAGCGGCGAUCUUCGGGAGGCCGGGGCGCUGUUUGACGAAUUGACGGAGAGAGAUGUCGUCGCAUGGACUUCAUUGAUCGUCGGCUAUGCUCAGCGGGGGCACUACCAGGAAUCGUUGGACUUGUUCAGGAGGAUGGUCUCUGAGAAAUCUGCCCCCAAUUCCUAUUCCUACUCCGGAGCUCUGAGUGCCUGCUCCGGUCUUCGACUCCUCUCGUGCGGCCGAGAAAUCCAUGCGCGUUUGCUCAAGGUGAGUUCCCAUGAAGGCAUUGAACCCGUGCUCCAGAACAAUCUGCUCCACUUGUACUCGAGAUGUCAAGAUCUGAGCAGCUCGAAGAAGCUCUUCGACGCAAUGCCCGACAGGGACAUCAUAUCCUGGAACGAGAUGAUCUCCUGCUACCUAGAGUGCGGACUCGGGGAAGAUUCCCUGAAUCUCUUCGCUCGCAUGAUCUCCUGCGGCCUCGGACCGGAUCGCUUCACCUAUGCCACAUGUGUAGACGCCUGCGGUUAUAUCGCUUCUCUCCGGCAGGGAAUUCAAGUCCACACAAGGAUCGUCAAGGAUGGAAUCCACUCGGAUUUAGUCGUCGGCAACGCCCUAGUGGACAUGUACGCAAGAUGCGGCAGCGUUGGCGCUGCCAAGGUCGUCUUCGACACAUUAUCUUCGAGAGAUGCAGUUCUUUGGUCGACUAUGAUUGCCGGAUAUGCAAAGGGGGGCUUUGUGACGGAGGCAACGACGACGUUUGAGCAAAUGCUGGCGAUGAAGAUCAAGCCCGACGAGAUCACCUUCCUCGCGGUUCUAUCAGCCUGCAGCCACGGCGGCCUGGUUAGCAGAGGCUGGCAUUACUUCCGAUCAAUGAAGGAACACCAUGGCGUCUCUGCAAAUUUGGAGCACUAUAGCUGUGUGGUUGAUCUUCUGUGCAGGAGUGGUCAUCUGGAUGAAGCUUUAUUUCUCAUGAAGGAAAUAUUGCCGAACCCGAGUGUUUCUAUGUGGACGACCUUCCUCAAUUCAUGCAGGAUCCACGGAAACGUUGGGUUUGCGCAUGCUGCUUGCGACUUGGUCGCGAGGGAUGGGCAGAUUCAUGGCAAUCUAGUGGCACUGUCAAAUGUACUUGCUGCGCAGAGCCACUGGAAUGAGACUGGAGGGAUUAGGAGGAGGAUGAAGGAGGAGAAUGUGAAGAAAGAGCCAGGGUGCAGCUGGGUGGAGACUCGAGACGGAUUCCAUGUCUUCUUUGCAGGGUGUAGAUCUCAUCCAAAGAUGCAUGAGAUCUUGCAGGCUCUGCAUGGAUUGAACUUUUAA
This is a messenger RNA of Spirodela intermedia, 1614 nucleotides long. NCBI's taxonomy places the organism in Eukaryota, Viridiplantae, Streptophyta, Magnoliopsida, Alismatales, Araceae. The record is from the annotation of a GenBank genome assembly.